AUGGUUACAAUGUCGCGGGUAAGUCCAUUACAGCCUGAGCAUCUGGUUUUGUCCACGAGGAACGUGUCACGUGGGCGAAGGCGCCUCCGAAUAGCUGUGAUGACGGUCAUGUGUGUGAUUGCCAUAACUGGUUUAAUAAUUCUCACGAUUUUGGACAGUGUUAAAGUAAGACAAAGGGGUGUCAAAUUGAGAAAUCUACAAACAAGUGUGAAGCUAAGCGUCGAGAUCGCAAGUCUUGUUCACAGGUUACAAAUUGAACGUGGCACCAGGGUUAUGUACGUGAGUUCUGGCUGGGAUACAGACGCCCACAAGCCCGUGCUUGAAGCAGAAAGGUUAACAGAUGCGAUGGUCGAAAGUCUGGAUACCUGGCCUCAGAAAUUGGACCGAUUUGGGUUUAAUAGCAAAGCCACUUUUAUGACGUAUGUAGGAGAUCAUCGUAAUACACAUGGUGUCAACAGCAGUACCAUUGAAAACGAGAUUCGCUUUUAUUCUGAUAUCAUUUCAGAUCUGUUUGACUGGUUCUUUCUAGACGUACCCUUGACCGAGAACGAUGUUCUACCAGACUUUAUAGGUUACAAAAUGCUCCUGGUUGGAAAAGAGAAAACUGGUAUUGAACGCGCUCUUGGGGGUUCUUAUUUCAUUCGAGGCCACUUCAAUGAAAUCCAAGACCUCCUAUGGUUUGCAAAACAGAACGUUCUUGGAAAAGACAAACUCUACUCUAGCCUGGAGUUUAUGCCAGAGAUCAAAGAGUUCUACGACGACGCACUGAAGGCCAGGAACGAAACACUUCUUCUAACAAUAGAAGAGAAAAGGAAGGUCAUUUUGACAAAUGAUAAACAAACUCCUUCUGUCGAUUUGGGUAUAAAAUGGUUCGAUCUCAUGACGAUUUAUAUAGACGCCCUACUGGAAGUUCAACAUCAUGUCAGUGAUGUUCUCCUAGAGAAAGUUCAAAAUAACGUUGAUGAAAGCGACCAAGAUUUAGUGCUCAAACUCGUUGUGUUCGGUUUUGUCGCUCUCAUUUUGAUGCCCUUUUUCGUGUACAGCGUUUAUACGAUGCAGGCCUACGCUGCCAAACUUCAUCAAAUCACUAAAGAUCUUAAAGAAGAGAAAGAAAGAGCUGACACACUGCUCUAUCAAAUGCUUCCCCACCCAGUAGCAGAGCAGCUAAAAUGCGGAAGGAACGUGACAGCGGAGCAGUUCGAAAGCGUGACAGUCUUCUUUAGUGACAUUGUUAAUUUCACACAAAUAUGCGCCAAUAUUUCACCAAUGGAAGUCACGCAGAUGUUAAACAGGCUCUAUGGGCUCUUUGACAACCACAUCGACAAAUAUAACGUUUAUAAAGUAGAGACUAUUGGCGACGCUUACAUGGUUGUCUCAGGGCUUCCAGAAAGAAAUCAGGAUCACGUAUCUCAGAUAGCGGUGAUGGCGCUUGAUUUGGUGGAGCUCAUGGAAAAAUUAGGCGAUCAUCUUUGCGUGAGAAUCGGUAUACACACAGGUAAAACUUUAACGCUAGUAAAGGAUGAAUACCAUGAAGAUGUAUUUUGCAAAACUCAAGACUUUUCAACACCUUGUAUGGAACGUAGACAUGAAGGGGAGGUAGUGUAUAUCAUUCGGUAGUUAUGGCGAUCAGAUGUGACGUCAUAAAUCACAUGAAGUCAAGAACCAGUUUGGCCUUAAAAGAGGCGGCGGGUUUAUUGGGCCCCUCCCUCAGAGUUGAAGUUCCUCGAGUAUGAUUUACUUGCUCCACAAUUUACGUGCGAGCGUGCGUGGCAAAUCAACGUCUCAAGUUGUUCGUUUGCCUCGCUUGCUGGUGCGUAAUAUGCGCGCCAGCGCGACAAACUUGAUGAAUUCGCUACUUUAGAAACGAGAAGCGACUUAGACCGAGUUAAAUAUCGCAAAGACUUCUAGGACUACUAUUGGGGAAAGAGAAACAAUGGACAAUAGCAGGAACCCAUUACCCAAUAGCUCCUGCCAAUAGCUGACCGGCGCGUCUCCGGUAACGAUCCCAGACACAACUGGGAGACACACUUCGGCUCCAACCACCUUAUCGUUAAAGUGGCGAAUGCUAGCAGUCUACUAAUGACUUUAUGACAGGUUUCUCAGACACAUUUUUCCUUCUAGGCCCUUGUGCGGCGGGAGUUGUGGGAAACAAAAUGCCUCGUUAUUGUUUGUUUGGUGACACUGUCAACACCGCGUCUAGGAUGCAGACGACGGGCAUGCGUGAGUAUGAACGACUCAAAAUUGAUCAAUAUUUGUCCACCGUUGAACGAUAUCGAUAUCUGUUGACUGAGUAGUCCUCAAACAUAGCAUGACAGAGAGUUUGACAUGCAGCACUCGCGGUCUGAUCCCUCCUGAUCAAUAAAUCUCGCUCUCUUUGUAGCAGGCCUUUGGUCAACUGAAAUGGGCUCUAGGUUAAAGUUGAAUAUCUACUAGCCUGCGUCGCAGAUGUUACCUAACCUCUGUUAGUGACGUCUGCGAAGCAGAGCCGAUAUCCUUGUUCUGGGCCCACAACGGACUCAAUGAAUUACCGGAAAUGCGUUUUGAAUUUCCCUUCAACCUGACUGGCAAAUGACGAUGGCUUUUUUAAGAGGCCAAUCAUAUCGCGUAGUCAAACCCUGGUACACAGGUUGGGGACCAGAAAUAGGAUUUCGGCGCUGUUUCGCGGACGGACUUAACGAGAAGUUAAUUUCCCUCCGUGGUGCAGGCUAAGAAUCUACAUGUAGCAUCAGAAAGGCAUGAUGAUAGUAAACUUCGAAUGGCAAUUAUUUGUUUUCAGAAUUUUCAAAACUUCACGGGGCAUUCAUUUAUUUUUAGCUCAGAAAAUUCAUGUCAGCCAGGAUACAAAGAAUUUGCUGAUUCAUCUGAGCGGUUAUUCUCUAGAAUUCAGAGGACAAGUGGACGUUAAGGUAUGCAUAAAAGGGAAAUAAAAUUUCGUCGUUGCUUGUUUACGCUCUCCGCGUAAAACACAAAAUUAGGCCUUCUCACGUCGUAGUCGUGCAAAAACGGCAAAGAAAUGUACAAAAAAGUGUGAUGCACGAGCGAAGUUGUUGUUUUGCUUAUUAAUCAAACCGAUUGUUUUUUAGACGUUCUCUUUGCUGUCGGGUCGUUGGAUCUUAAAGUCCCUUAUGUCACUCACAGUAAAGGUCACGAAUUAUGAUCCAACCAGACGGUAAAUAACGAAAACUUAGAAGAUGAGGUUGCAACAACUAAGAACGUUACCCAUUGUUAAGCUAAAAUAUGAAGUGUCAAUUUCCAAUCUCAGAAAAAAAGUGAAGGUUUUGCGCGGUCUUUUUUUCAGUACGGGAUUCGCAGAAAGUUUUCGACCUGAGCAAUAUAAAGCGAUACAACCAUCGAUACAGCCUUGUCCUCAGGCAAGGCUCUGAGAACGAGGUUAAAAGCGACUGUCAAUAACGGUGUCACAGUGGUAUGGGCAUUCCCGCGGUUUGAGCAUCCCCAUUUCCAAACCCUAGUGAUAUGGGCAUCCCCUGUAACCAUAACCGUAACCGUAACCCUAAUCUGAAUCGUUAAGGUAAUAUGAGAAGAGGAUGCCCAUAUCACUAGAGUUUUGGGAACUGGGAUGCCCAAAACGCGGGGAUGCCCAUAUCACUAUAACAACGGCACUCAAUCCUCAUCCUGCAUUCGCUACUUUAGAAAGGAGAAGAGAACUGGAGUCGAAAUGCGUCCCGCAAUUUUUUCUGGGAUUGGCCAAAUCGCCAAUAGUCCUCGUUCGAUUUAUUAAAAUUCUAACAUGACUCCGAGGCCUUCUGAUCAUUUUUCUACAUUUUAGUUUUCUUUCCUGUGCUCAAGUCUCUUUUGGGAGUUGCGAGACAAUGGAGUCUUGAGAAAUUUGCAAUAUUGGCCCUAAAACCUCGAAGUCAGGUUAGAAUUCUAAAAUAUCAAAGGCGGGUUUUCCCCUGUCGUUAGUUUCGUCGUUAGUUAGUAUCAUGAAGGAACUAAUUAUCUCUUAUUCUCUUUUGCAGGGAAAAGGUGAAAUGAAAACUUACUGGCUGUCAAAACACAUGACAUAACUCAUUUGGUGUCGGUUUUUAUUCAAGUCAGGGAAUAUUCAGUUAUGGGUUGUGACCAUCCUCUUGCAGCGUUGCAUUGAAGAUGAGAGAUUAUCCGGGAAAAUUCACUUGUUGCACUCGGCAUAUCAUGCGGUUUUUGAAAAUUUCAACAGAGACCUUUAGAUUCGAGGAUGAGAACGACUACGAGUACGAGAUUUGAUUUAAAGUUUUUCGCGUAUUGUCAAAAAAUAGACACCCCAAAAUUAUUCAAUGUACUUUUUUUUUUCAACAGAAAAGUUAGCGCUAUUAACAGUUAUCACUGUUGAAGGAGUUAAGCCAUCUCCCAAUCGCAAAAUUAAAAAAAACUCUUAACAUUUGAUAACUUGUUUCCACCACUACGAUAUUCUCGCUAAAAACUCGUUGUGGAAUGACGACGGUUACCACGUUUUCCCGCCAAAAUAACACUGGUUCACGCACGCGCACUACUUAGUAUCGAGAAAAACUCUUACUCGUGAUCGUUCUCGUCUUAGAAUCUAAAAGGUCUUUAAUAUGUGGACGUAUCGUCAUUAGCUUGUAAUAUGAUUAUUACCUAAUUAGUAGAGGAGACUGGUUAUGAAAGCCGGCAAAGAUCAAAGAUAAAAACAACGGUGCUGCAAUUUAUGCUGGAAGCUAUCGCGCUGUGAACAAUCCUUUGUUUUUGUUCAAAAAUCGUGAUGGAAUUAAUGCAUUAAUGCGGCGUGGUAGGAAUGCUAUUGAAAGUUGUGCACCUUCAACGGAAGUCUGACGGGCUUCAUAACCAUUCCACUCUAUUAACUAUCUUUAAAGCUCGGAAAUCUAAACUUCUCACAAUUACCUUAAAUGUAGCUGAGAUGUAAAAGGUUGUAAUGCCUGUAAAUAUGUAAAUUACUGUACUACUGCUGUAUCAAGUUCUCCCUAACUAAUACUUGCGAUAUCUGGUUAAAUGACGUCAAUAGUACAGGCUGUCGCCAGACAAACGCCUUUAGCCGCGAAGCCCUGGUUGUUUUCGUAGAGCUUGAGAAAUGGUGAGAAAAUUUUACACCUUACGUGGAGAAGAAAUAGCCGAACGUCUUCCUGAAAUCAUACCAAGAACACCGAAGAUUCAACGAAACGGAUUAAAUCUAGCAAUUAUUUUAAAGUAUAAAUUAUUUUGAAUGAAUAAUAAAACAAUUAUUGGGUUCAUCUUUCGUGUGAUCUGACAAAUUAUUUGUAUCCCGGAGGGUGUUAUCCGUCUCAGCAGAUCCAAUAAUUGCAAAAUUGCACAGUUUUAUUCAAUAACUGAAAUUAUUCCUAUUACUAAGCACAAAGGUUUUUUUUUCUGACAAUACGUUCACCUUGGUAGUAAUUAGAGGUAAACGUCGGGUGGCUAUUUAAAACAUCUUGGAAAAUUACAUCGACACAUAAGAGAUAUCAAAUCAGGAGAAAUCGUGGUAAAUACCUUCUCUUAAUAUUAUGGAUGACAAAUUACUCCUUGUUUUGGGCGCCAAAAUUUCAACUUUCAGAAUUUAUAAAGGAGAACGCCGAAGUUCAGUAUGUCUCCAGGUGGAUGGUAGAUGUUAAAACUGCAAGAUGUCAGGGUUUUCGAACUGACGCAUGUAGGACACCUAAACACACAAAAGCGCAGCAUUUUUAACUUCAAGAUGGAGUUUUUUGGGCAGUUUGUCGAAAAACUCAGACAAUUGUGAUCUUUACUUAUGCUUUAAACUGUUUCAAUACCAAUUUCAGGACACACGCAUUGACGCAGAUACUAGAGAGAUUACGAGUCACGUUUACGACAAACGGCAAACGUGAGAUUCAAGUUGAGAAUUUCUCUGAACAGACAAUAAACAGAUAAAAUCUGUCCAUAACUAUUCUUAUGGAUAAAACUGGCGUGAAACUACUUUUUUUCGAGUAGAAGUAAUAAACAGUAAACGACAAUUAAGGGUAAAACUUGGUCACGCGGCACAAAUUCACGUUUGACGUUUGACGUAUAGCCAGUACCUUACGCAUAUCACCCGGGAAGUGGCAGCCAAAUUGAACAGCUGUCUCGUCCUCAUUAGGACGCAUCAGCAUGGUAUAGCGCCUCAGCAGUAAACGGCGGGGUAGAUGAUCGCAAGUGAGACCUCUCGCCUGGGGCCAUGCCAUGCUGAUGAGUCCAUGGCUGCCAUUUAAGCCACUGCGCAGGCCAUAUGGCUGUGCGCAUGCGUAAGGUGCUGACGAUACCGCGAAGUUGGUAUUGUGUGCUUCAGUGCUGAAAUUGGGAUUGUCUGAACUGUCAGUGUGUUGAAUUCUCAAUGCAGUGAAAAAGUCGAUCAAAACGGUCACAAUUGUGGGUAAAUAAAUUUCCCGCCCAUAAUACUGAUGGAUAAUUGGUAUACUUGAGCAAUAAGGAAAUGAUUUUAUAAUUACUUGCGUUUCUGUCAAAAUUCUAAUGAUCUGAAUUUGUCCUAAUCAAGGUUCGGGAAACUAUUUAUUAUUAUUAUUAUUAUCAUUAUUAUUAUUUGACAAAACUCAGGUGAAACUGUUUUCUAAUUUUCCUCUCACCAUUUGUUUACGCAUACUAAUGUCACUAUUAGAAAUCGACUCUGGCUUGGCAUGCGAAGCGGCCAAUGGGAAUUUUUCACCAGUUUUUAGAACCAUCUGGCCUUAAUUGUCUCGAUCACAUUAACAUGUUAAAAGAAUUUUAUCUAAAGAAAAUGGUUUUUGAAUUGAAGGAUUACAUUAUUUUAACUUCAGUCAAUCCCUUUCAACUCUGAAAACUUUUAAGUUUAACAAUUAAAAUUGUUCUUUUAAAAAGGAACCGCUUCAUAGGUUUCAUUUUUCAGAAACUUUCACCACGUUUAUUAUUUUCUGUUAUUAUAAUAUAUUAUGGUAGCAAUUACCAACAAUUACAAUUUCACAGGGUGCAUAAGCAAUUACUUUUUCUAUUACAAAGGUGUUCUAAUUGUUUCUUCUAUGUCAUUUUUGUUUCUUAAAAAGAAACUGUGAGGAAAAAAAAUUAUGAGGGUUUAGAGUUUUCCAUCUUUUCAAGCCUGUUAAUUUUGCAUCCUGUCAAAUGCCUGGGCGGCUUUUAAAUAGUAGUUUCACGAUCGAUUAAGUUGCCAUUUGGAACAUAAUUAGAUACCAUAUUACUACUAGUUAUCAUAGUCAGAAAUGCAUCAACUUCGUAUAAAAAUAAGGUCGCAAUACUUUCCUAAUUAGAAGCGCGGACAAAUAUUGUUUCUAUGGCAUAAAUUGCAAGACGCAUUCAAUUAAAGCCAUCGUGUCUUUGUGUUAAUUCAGACUUGUUGUAUCUUUUUUCUUUUUCUUCUGACUUUAAAAUGUUAAAAACUUUCCUUCAUUUAGAAUUAGGGGAUUUGAAAAAAAAAUUGUUAAUAUCUUAUUCCUGUUGUCAAACUCCGGUCGGUUUUAAAGAAAACAAUAUUUACAAAUGUCUCCGUAGAUACCUUUCUUGUUAGACGAGUGGGGCGGAUCGAGUACAGGUGUAUUACAUUUCAAAUGCUUUGAUACACACAAAACGUACUUUCCAGUUUCAGUUUUUCUAUCGCUACUCAUUUUCGGAGAAACCCCUUCUUUUCGGUUGCCGUUACUUUUAGACGGUUCCAAUAGCAUCACCGUUUGUAAAAGUACACGAACGGUGAAAAUAUGAGAUGGCUUAAAGUUAGCAAAAAAUAAUAAACGAAUAUCAAAGCGACAAUCCAUUCUGUGAAAUAUUCUAUCAGUUCAUUUUGGUAGCAAUUAGGCAGCACGUGAAAGUUCUUCCCUCAGUUUACUGGAGAGAAUAGCCUGUUCCAAACUCCUAGAUAUUGAUGUAUAGGGAUCACGAAACACUGAUGCGAAAAACGCACAUGGGUUUAUGGGAGAGGAGGUCUCUUUUCCCUUCAACACCCUCUUCUCCACAUCACAGAAGUCUUAUUUUCGCUUGGCUUGUUUUCGCAACGUUUCUAGCUAUUAUCCCAGAACCUGGCACAGGCUAUAGAGAGAGGGGAGGCUACAACACUCGACUCAUAUCAGUGCAGUCCAGGGCGUGUCAGGCUUACAGCAGGUUAAAAACUAGAAUUGACCAACUCGAGAUCGAUCGAAGCUCAGAAUUCUCUUAUCACUUCCACGCGCGCGGUCAGAUUACGAGUGAUAGAAAGUCCAAACUGAGCAUGAUCAGAUUGCUUUUUAUGCAUUCUAUACUUUGUUGUCAGACAUGCGUGCCGCGCAUGCGUAGGAGCAACUUAGAGAUUUAGGAUUGCGUGCUCAUGUCCAAAGUUAGCGCAAAAUUUCAAGAUUAUUUCUGUAGAUUUGUUUUAGCCUACAAUUUGAUGUUUGAUUCCCUAAAAUAAUCCGAAAAAGUAACAGAGGCGAUUCUUUUUCUUUUUUCGUUCUUUUUUUUUAAAUGGAACAAGAACCCAGAUUAAUAUUUAUCCCGAGUGAGCGAUAAUCGGCCUUUUGGCAAAGAGUCCCAUGUUAAUAUUCCAGGGGCGUCGAAGCCAUAGGUGAGUUGAGGCUGUUGGAUCUUUUUUUCCUUCAAGAGGGUUUUCUUUCACCAAAAACCUCCACAUUAAAUUCUAAUUCGCUCUAAGACAUCAAAGAUUUGUUGAGGAACCUUAAGAUAUAUGGUGGGUGAACUAUUUUACAUCUUGCAACAGUCCUGCCUUUUCAAGUACAAGUUUAAAGUUGUCAGCUUACGCAAUGACCAUUUUAUUGACCAUAUAUGGUCACACAGCUGAGGGUUAGGAGCUCUGACCAUUCUCCCUGAACCAAUCAACAUGCAGGAAAUACAAUAACCAUAGUCCAGUUUAGUUUUCCAUAAAAGCAGUUAUUGUUUGAUAGACUUACUUCGUUUGAAUAUUUAACGAAUGUUGUACUUGGUAGAAAAAUUGGAGCCUAAACAUUUCCCUUGUGCUGGCCUUUGGCAGACCAAUAAUCAAAGAAAGAACUGUUUUUGAUAACUGAGACGAGAUGUUCCUGGCACUGUGCGCACAAUUGAUGAAUACGAAGGAUUGAAUUCUCCAUCCUUGGACCUGCUCUUCGUGAAGCUAAAGCCCGCGGAAAACCUACUUUGUCGUAAAAGAGGUGGGUUUUUUUUUUCAGUUUGCCAAAGAGUGAUAAGAGAAAACAAUAUUAGAUUUAAGCACUGUUUCAAAUUUUUACCGAUAGUUUGCUUUCUAAAUCUUAAGGUCCAUGUUUGUUUUACACUAUUACUUAGUAUGUUUAGGUACUUUUCCCCCCAAGGACAUCCAGCUGUAAUAUUAAGGGAUCGAGUCAUUAGUAAAUUUAUUAUAAUUACAAAGAUGUUCUCCUUGUGUUUUUUUAGAAACUGUAUUCGAUUUAGUUCUUAGCAAAGAUUGAGGCAGCAUUUUAUCAGGAUAAAAAAAUUUCUUAUGGAAAAAUAAUAUUACCUGUACGACAAAGAUUUUUUGAAAACCAUUCGAUUUUUUUGAAAACCAACCUAACGAAAUUUGCAGUCAUUUGAAAGAAAAGGCGUCAAAAGGCAGGCUUUUUGGGCCCGAUAAGCUCCAAAAUCACACUAACGAAGGAAAAGGAAAGGAGAAAAAGAAAGAGCGAGGACAAGGAAAGGAGAAGAAAAGAAAAAAAGCAAUGGUUGCACUCUUAGUUUCACAUAAUGGCUACUUUUGAGGUAGUUUUUGACCGUUUGGCGGUAGCGUUUUCAAAAAUAUAUACUCAUCAGAAAUUAAGACACAUGAUGUUUUCUCAACGUUUUUUUACCUUUGUCCAAAAUUAAAAUUCGUAUAAGGAUGACGUCGCAAUUUUUCUCCGAUUAAAGCGCGGGAAAACUGUUUUUAUUGCAGUUUAACCAAGCAUUCAGAAACUGAUUGCUAUACAUAUAGUUUAUGAUAACCUCACUUAGGGUCAUGUGUUAAAUUUAGGAUUGCUUUUUCUAUUCUAUUUCUUAAACAUGUUAAUUGUGCCUCCUGCCAUCUGCCACUAUAUUUUUUAUCUUGAGUUCGUGCAAAAAUACGAUCACUUUGUUUUUCUCGGCUGAUUGACGCGCAGGACAAAAUUGUUUUCAUGUAAAUUGUACUUUACCACGCAUUCAGAAACCGAUUGCCUGCUUUACAUCGAUGAUGACACCCCCACUUAAAGUGAUGCGUUAAAUUUAGUGUUGCUGUUUGUUUCUAUUUUUUUUGUAUAUAUUUUGACUUGAAAACUUUCGAAAGUUUCCUUCAUUUAGAAUAAUCAGGCUUUUGGAAAAGAAUAGAAAAAUUGCGAAUGUUUUUUUUCGAUUUUUCUUAAACCUCGCGUUCUAGCAGGUGCCACAAACUGUAAGUCGCCUUUUCAUACUAAACAAUCUUUUCAAACUCUUUACAAGAAUCACCGCAAAUUUCGCGUGGACAGCUGUAGUGUACUCAGCUCAGUCAUUUUCAAUUGUUUAACUUAGCCAACUGGAAACUUCUAUAAAUUGCGAAAUGUAUUUUUUUGUGAAAACCAAUCAUUAUAUAUUCUCGUUUAUGGUACGUAUGCUGAGAUCGAUAAGCUAGUUUGCUGACUAGUCGAGAUCCGAGAAUUGUAAACCGAUCCAGAACUACUGACUCCGGCGUGACUUUGAACAAGUAAAUCCUUCCCUCAACAUUUUGUGGCUUUAAUACUGAUCGAACUAGAUAUCUAUGUGGUCUUCUUCGAGGGAAGAGCAGAAACCAUUUUCUUGUAUUCCUUACUUAUUCUAACCUGCUAUCAGGCGUUUUUUUUCGGGGAAAGAGGAAAAAAGAAAGCCUUAUACAUUUACUUCACGGGUCGUCAGCUGCCGCCCCCUUACUAAGGUAUCUGUCAACAUUUGUGUUAUUAAAUGGCAGUUUGCAACGAAGGCGGCUAUCAUCGAAAUAUAUUUAUCUACUUUCCAGCAGGCAAGCGGUGAAUGUUAAGUUGAUACAGUAGUCGUUAGCAAAAACAUCACAGAUUUUAAAGACCAAGUUAGUACUGCUGUUAUUGAAAAUCUUGCCUUAUCGUUGCCUCGUGGUACCUUUGAUCAAACCGUCAAGUCAAACAAAUUUAUAAUUCAUUGAAAACAAUAGUGGAGCAGCAGAAUUCUGUAUUUUACUGGAAGUGGUCAAAAGUAUAGGAACUGAUUCCGCGGCAACAAAUCUUUCGUGGUCUUUCAUCCGUUCGCAAAAGCGCGGGCUUAAAAUCGUCAAUAAUUACUUUUUUUACACACUUUCGCGCGGUUGAACUCGAUCGGAAAUCAAACACAACAACUCUGCGUAGUGAGAGCAAGAAAGCGUCGAGGUAGCCUGAAUUUGAUCCGAUUACUUCGAAUCGUUAUUACUCUCUCAGUUGUUGAGAGGAGAAAACGACUCGAAGCAAUCGGAUGAAUUUCAGGCUAGCGUCGAAGAAGAGAUAGCGGAUAUCCUUACCGGUAACAAAUAACAACUCGUCCUCAUCCCAGCAGUCGAGGAUUUUUGCUGUUCAUUGUUGACUUGAUUCAUUAAAAAAGUAUUGAUUGUUUUUCUUAAGACCUAGUUAAAUAGACGGCGAGCGGUCUCUUUUUCUUUAGAUUUAGUUAGGGGAGUUGAACGCGCGCGCGAGCGUCGAGCGGGGCAGCCGUGAGACGCAAGAAACGAGGGCGACAGCCUUCAAUCACGUGCUCGACGGACCAAGAAAAAAGAAAGACUGCUCGUGGUCUAGCUGUUAAAAGAAUUCCUCCAUCAUCUCGUGGUUUCUGUCAUGAAGAGACGAAGGUGACAAAACCUAUCUAAUAGCAGCGGAAGUCAGAUCUUUUGCUUGACUAAUCGGUGCAGGGUUCCGGAGGAUCUUUUGUUUUUUCGACCAAUCAGGCAACAGUCCCGAUCCUGGACCAGGCCGGUGCAGACGACGCGUAAAGUAAAUGUAUCAGACGUCCUUUUCCCCUCGUCUUCCAAACAAAAGGGAGGAAGGACCGCCUGAUCGCAGGUAUAUUCGUACUAACUGAGUAAACUGUUGACCGAAGAAAAUCUGAUUCAUGAGUUAUUCUCUUUAUUACAUUCUGAUAGUUCUGAGGGCUUCAGUCCUUCCUGGCUCUUCUUAAAUUCUGCGCUACGCAGGCAAAACUUCCUCAUUUUGGCCUUUAAGCUUUCUCUUGGGAAGUUUAUUAAUUAUUAGUAACAUUACUUUUUAAAACACUCUCGCCGGGAUAAAAUCAUGCAGAAUGCCAAACACUCUAGGUACCCAAGUGCGGAAAUCCAAGUUACUCUAAGUGAUAGAUUGAGCAACUAGUAAAUGACUGUAGGUACGUUUUGUAUUUUAUUAAAUUCUACAGCUUAAGUCUGGUUAAUUAAUUCUUCUUUUGUCACGAUAACGCCCAAUUUAUGAAUUGGUCGGCGAUAGACUAAAGUUACUGUUUUGUUUUACGAGACCGUCUUCACCGAGAUAUGUGUCAUUGAUAUGUUUGGAGUACAAGUAUCAUCUUUCAGGUUCGUCUCGGGAGCGGUUUGUAUCUCCUCCUCGUAGAUUUUCUCAUUUCCCGAACUAUUUUCAUAGGAGUGAAAAACUUCAUUUCACGUCGGUUGACAUCAAAGAAAAGAAAUUAUAGACCGAAAGCGUAUAAAAUAUUUGCUACUAGAUAUUUCAGCUAAAUCGCGUAGCUUUCAUCAGUCGGAAGUAAGUGCAUGGUUACAUAGCAGUCACGUGACCUCAGGACGGCCGCUGACUUUAUUUCCAAUUUGCUGAUUAGCUGUCAUUUGUUCUUCAGUGGAUCCGUCCUCAAUACUUCUGAUGGCAGAUGGCUGUUCGCAGAUGGCCCAUGGACCCUAUGAAAAAAUGCGGACAGAAAAAUAAAAAAAAAGGAUGGGAAAUGACAUCAAAACAUUAAAAUGUGAAAUUCAAAACGAAGAAUAACGAAUUUUAAGUAUGGAUGUCUUUAAAAGGAGAGGAAAAAAAAUACAUUUUUCCCUUUCGUUGCCAGGUGAAAAAAAAAUUACAUUUUUUAAUUUACCUUGUAGAGAAGCGUCGUCAUGGCAACAAGUGUGAAAGUGAAUCCAACAGAUUCCGAGCCUCAGCAGCUAGUCCUGCCCACAAGAAACCUUUCUCGUGGACAAAGGCGCCGUCGGAUAGCAGUGAUGACGGCUAUGUGUGUCAUUGCCAUUACUGGUUUAGUAGUUGUGUCAAUUUUGGACAGCGUUAAAGCAAGACAGAAGGGUAUCAGGUUAAGAAACUUACGGUCUAGUGUAAAUUUAAGCAUUGAAGUCGCAGAGCUUGUCCAUAGACUACAAAUUGAGCGAGGGUCCAGGGUUAUGCUCGGGAGUUCGAGUGGAGAUGCCAGCGUGCGUAAAAAGGUACAGGACGCAGAAGAUUUGACAGACGAGGUGGCAAAAAAUCUGGACACUUGGCCAAAAGAUUUGAAGCGAUACCCAUUUAACAGCAAAGAUACAUUUAUGACACUUCUCAACAAUCAUCGUCAUGGUAUUAACAAUAGCACCAUUGAAAACGAGAUUCUCUUAUACUCCAGUAUUAUCUCCAACCUGUUUAACUGGUCCUUCCAAAACGUUCUUUUGUCCGAUUACGAUGAUCUACCAAAGUUUAUAAGCUACGAAAUACUACUAAUGGGAAAGGAGAAAACAGGCAUCGAACGCGCGCUCGGUGGUUCCUAUUUCAUUCAAGGCCACUUCAAUGAAACCGCAAAACUCCUAUGGUUUGCCAAAGAAAACUUUCUUGGAAAGGAAAAAAUAAAUUUUAGCUUGACGUUAGAGCCUCGCAUGAAACGUUUCUACCAUAAGGCAUUGAACAAGACACUUUUGUCACAGAUCGAAGAGAAAAGAGAAGUCAUUUUGAGCAAUAAAAAGCAAGUCCCAUCCGUUGAUUCGGGGAUAGAAUGGUUCGAUCUCAUGACCAUUUACAUAGACGGGUUGCUUGAUGUUCAACGUCAACUUGGUACCUUGAUCCUCGAAGAAGUUGAGGACCACGUCAGUGAAAGCGACCGCGAUUUGAUUCUUAAGCUUCUGGUGUUUGGUUUUGUUGUUCUCAUUUUGAUGCCAUUUUUUGUGUACAGCGUUUAUACGAUCCAGGCCUACGCUGCCAAGCUUCAUCGAAUUACCAAAGAUCUUAAAGAAGAGAAAGAAAGAGCUGACACACUACUCUAUCAAAUGCUACCCCACCCAGUGGCAGAGCAGCUAAAGAGCGGAAGGAACGUGACAGCAGAGCAGUUCGAAAGCGUGACAGUCUUCUUCAGUGACAUUGUCAACUUCACGCAAAUAUGCGCCAGUAUUUCGCCUAUGAAAGUGACGCAGAUGUUAAACUGGCUCUACGGGCUCUUUGACAAUCAAAUCGACAAAUACGACGUGUAUAAGGUGGAGACGAUUGGUGAUGCUUACAUGGUGGUGUCUGGGCUUCCGGAACCCAAUCAAGAUCACGUGGCUCAGAUAGCCUCGAUGGCACUUGAUUUGGUGGGUCUUAUGGAAGGAUUGAGUCCUGCUGUGAGCGAAAUCGAACGCGGUCAUCUUUGCGUGAGAAUUGGCAUACACACUGGUAAGUUUUAUCCCGAACCGAAGUACAGUAGAGGUCAAAAGUACAUUAAAUUCGGUUAAAUCGUUUCAAGUACCGUAUUCACUCGAGUAAGCGCUGCCUCUGAUUCAGCGUUGCCCUCGAAUAAGCGCAGCAUUUAGGAUAAAAAAGUUAAGUGCCGCGGCCGUGAUCAAAAUCAAAAGACUUUAGAUCUGGUAGUUUGAUACGGAAAAUAAUAAUACCGUAAUUAAUACAAUUCUUUGACGCGUCCAACUUUCGAAUAAGCGCCGCACUUAAGGCGUGAAAACUCUAAAAAGCGCCGCGGUGCUUAUUGGAGUAAACACGGUAAUCCUUACAAAGCGCCAUCACGCACGACUCCCUUCCUUGAGACCAUUUAAGGAAAAAAUGCCCAUCUACCCCUCCCCUAAACCAACAUGAACACUUAGUUCUUUCUUAGGGCAAAAUGUUGGCUUAGGGAAGGGGUAGGUGGGCAGUUUCCUAGAAACGUAAUAUGAUCCCAUUUAAGUUUCGCGUGAGACUGGGUCGGUGUCGUAUCGAAUUGCACCAUGGGAAUGUUCUUGGGUGGUUAUUGCUUCUUUUACUGACUAUUACAAGGUUGCGCGGGAAACUAGGUUAAGAAAAGUCCUCCCAAACAGUCCCAAAGAUGAAUUCAACACAACAUGACCCAGUAGUGGCUGGGGAUCAAUUUAGGUUCCUGGGAAACUGCCCACUUACCCCUCCCCUUAGCCAACGUUUUGCCCUAGGUGAGAAGUAAGUGUUAAUGUUAGCUUAGGGGAGGGGUAGGUGGACAGUUUCCCAGAAACCUAAAUUAAUCCGCUUCGAGUUCAUUUGGAAGGGUAGAUGCAGCCAGAUUAAUUCACGUUAACAGGAGCCCAUAACUUGGAGCGAGCAACUUCCAUGUACUCGUGACACUGGGUUUUUACCGACCAGUUUAUAUUUAAAACGAUUUUGGGGCGAAUUUAGAAUAUCCUUCAAGUCCCAAAAACCAGUGAACGAAACUUACAGACCUGAAAAUGGUAAUUAAGGAUUAAUAUUAAAUUAAUAUUAAGGACGCGUACGUUUUAAGGACAUAACCUAUGUUCUUAAGAAUAUCAUCUAUCAGUGAAAUUUUUCAGGCCCUUGUGCGGCAGGAGUUGUGGGAAUCAAAAUGCCUCGUUAUUGUUUGUUUGGUGACACUGUCAACACGGCCUCACGGAUGCAGACAACAGGAAUGCGUAAGUAUGAGUGAUCCAACAUUGAUCAAUAUUCGGCCAACGUUGAUGACCAGGCUUAAAACAGCAGCGCGGCAACUUCUUAAAUAAUGAUGUCUGUGUUGUAGGCAUGAGGUCAAUAGGGUCGGGCCAGUUCAAGCCCCACGCCAGUCAUAUGACACACUAACUGAUAGUUCGGUAGACAGGGUAGAGAAGGGCUGUAAUGUCGCAAUUUUUAAAAAUCGAUAUCAUCCCAUAAAUCAAUACCCGUCGCAAUUUGUGAUAAACCAUGUCACACACAAAAAGCGGUCGCAAUUUGCAAGAACUGGUCCAUUCGCAAUUUGUGAUAAACUACUCCCUGUCGCAAUCGGAUUAAUUAGCAUAAAAUCAAAGCACUUUGCUCCUCUUGUUUUUAAGGGAAAAGCCCUAGGAGAAACAUUGGAUGGGAAGAGGAAAGGGAGGAAGAAUCCGCCUCUUCUCUCUUGUCAUAGUUCACUCCAUGCUAAGCCUCUGUGGAUCAAGGACAAUUAAGAAUCAAACGCCUACUCAGUAGUCUGUUUUAACAAUCAACUUGGCACGCUCAGUCUGACAGCAAUCGCUGCCCCAAGUGGGUACGGUUGAGCCGCUGAGGGUUUGAAACCCUGAUCCUGUUAAGGACAAAACAAUCCUAAACUCAAUCUCACCGGUGCUCACCUAUAUCAAAGAGCACCCUUUAAAAAUAUGUUUGAAGGUCAACACUAGUUUUCAUCUAUUUUCAGCCCAGAAGAUUCAUGUAAGCCAAGACACUACGAAUAUGCUGACUCAUAUGAGUGAAUUUACGUUGGAGUUCAGAGGCUUUGUCAGCGUCAAAGUAAGGUUUUGUUCAGCUUUUACAUCUCAGUGACCGUCAAGCUCCACUUUCAUAACAAAUCGUCGAUGGUAGUCAUUAGAAUUUGCAUUGUUAAAUAAAAUCAAAAUAAGUUUACCCAUUCUCUAGGGUAGCAACUGGGAAGUCAUGGUCCCGUUUCACGUGCAAAUUUUGACAAAUUUCCCGUGCUUCGUGCUUCAUUUUCACGAGGCACAAAUUUAGUCAUCAGCCCCUCCCGCCCGUUAAUAAAAGAGGCUACGAACCGGAACCACAUGCGGUUUUUAGGUUCUAACUUUUUGGUAAUUGUUAACCAGGACAAAAACGUAACGCAACGAAUGCAACCGGCGGCACUGUUCAAUCUAUAAUUUCUAUACCAUUGAUUUUCUCGAAAUGGCACAAAAAAUUCACGAGUCCCGCAUAUCUUACAAGAUAAAUCACGCUUCAUAUCCAUAAGUGGUCUCACAGAUCACUUUCGUAUUAUGGAAAAUUUCACGCGUCACAUGCCAAAUUUCGGCCUAAUCACACGUCACGCAUAAACCCUUUGCUACCCUCAUUCUCGAGCUCGUUUGUCUAGAGAUAUUAAAGACCUUAAGAUCGAGGUUUGUUCAUUUUACUGCAAACGACGAACUGCGGUUUGCGGUUAACGGUUUCAUGUUACCCGUCUGCCCAUAUUUGGAAUUAAGAUUCGCGGGUGGUAGCUCCCGGCUGCCAUGUUUGUUUUCAUUUAUCCAUUUACUUCUACUCUAGCUGAGGAAUUGUCUUUAAAAUUACGCUUUUUUAAAAUAGAAUUCAAUAAUCAAUAAGUAAAAGAGUUCUACAAAGUCGUAUUUGUUCUCAAACGUGGGAUUGUGAUGUUUUAGGGUGCAAAAAACCUUGCGGUAAAUCACUUACCUCUGGAGCGUGGUCUCGCCGUACGAACGUGAAGCUCAAACCGCAAACCUGACGGGAAGGCACUAGUCACAUGACUUUUUGACAUUCGCGGUUCGCGGAAGGUGCCGAAAAACCUCGAUUUUAAGGUCUCUAUUGCAUGAUUUUUUGGCUCUCCUAGAAACCCAUUGACUCCUCUUCCGCAGAAGAAAAGCCGCACAGCCUUUGGAGCAGGGUUAUUUUAAUAACCCUGUAAGUCUAAAAUAGCUAGUUCCCAGGCGUUUCCGUUUACUCGGUCAUGCAAUACAUGGGAUUAUUGGCAAACGUCCCCCUACUCAGGUCUUACCUAUUAAGGUAAGAUACAAAGUCAUAUACGUGGGAGAUAAUAUAGAUGUGCUUGGCACUAGACAUUAGAUUAUGUAAAAAUGAAAAUUAAAGCAAUUAAAUUUUACUGUAACAAUUAUUGGUCUGGCAUGGAGGAGAUCAACAUUGGCAGGAAAAUGAUUUCUUAUUAAAUAAGAUGCAGAUAUCUUAAACAUGAAGGUUGGUCAGUACCAUAUUAUAAUUCUUUCCAAUUCGCUUUCUUUUUUUUUCAGGGAAAGGGUGAAAUGAAAACCUACUGGCUUUCAAAACAGGAGACAUGA
Messenger RNA from Porites lobata, 17995 nucleotides. The record is from the annotation of a GenBank genome assembly. Lineage: Eukaryota; Metazoa; Cnidaria; Anthozoa; Scleractinia; Poritidae.